AUGUGGCAGAAAGUAGAAAAACAGGGCUGGAGAGGAGUGUGGGACCCGGCACGGAGCGCAGCUGGGCUACUGCUGAACCACUGGGUGGCUUCGGGGACAGUCGCUGAAAAGGAGACGUUAGACAUACCUAAGAAAAUGGCUCCUUGCUUUGUGAACUUCUCCAGAUUACAGCAGAUCUCAGAUAUUCAAGCUGAAAUCUACCAGAACAACCUAGAAAUUGAACUUCUAAAACUAGAAAAGGAUACAGCAGGUCCUAUUCAUCCUUCCUAUUUAGUUGAGAAGUGUGACACUGUGCAAAGCAUGAACAGUCAUCUGGAAAUGGUGCUGAAAGAGAGGCGGGCCAUCAGGCAAAGACUGCUGAGGCCCAUAUGCCAGGAGAACUUGCCAAUGGAAGCUAUGUACCACAGAUACAGGGUACAUUUGUUGGAGAUGGCUGUGACUUUCAUCAAGAAGUUGGAAAACAAUCUUGAAACAAUUAGAAAUGUCCCUCAUUUAGAUACAAACCUAAAGAAAAUGAGCGAGGCACUAGCCCAGAUGGAUAUUUUGGUGAACAAGACAGAAGAACUGUCAGAGGAUACACUCAAGUGGAGAGAACAACAGAAGGAAAUUUCCUUGUGUAUCCCCAAAAUACUAAGUGAAGAAAAUUAUCUUCACAAACUUGAUAUAGUGCCUCCUUUACCUUUUGUUUAUAAAGUUCAUGCCCAAACUGUUAAUGCCAAGUGAUAACCAUCUUUCCUUCUGUUUAAUUAGGUGUAGUCAAAGAAGUCUAAUUUCAGGUGAUUGUAACAAGGAUAUU
Messenger RNA from Phodopus roborovskii (desert hamster), 796 nucleotides. RefSeq names its product HAUS augmin-like complex subunit 2. The record is from RefSeq and is a predicted model, not a curated record. The transcript has 3 exons. Gene Ontology annotation, cellular component: HAUS complex; mitotic spindle microtubule; centrosome. Gene Ontology annotation, biological process: spindle assembly; microtubule nucleation; centrosome cycle. Bases 1 to 723 code for a protein of 240 amino acids. NCBI's taxonomy places the organism in Eukaryota, Metazoa, Chordata, Mammalia, Rodentia, Cricetidae.